AUGCCUUACACAGCCUCAGGCGCUGAUCGUGGACCAGAACAGAAAAAACGGUGCGGAAUCCUGAUGGGACCGCCACAGGGGACCAGAUCUACACCCUCCUUCGCUGGGGAUGCGCGGGCAGAAAGACAGUUACGGGCAGCAGGUGGAGGCACCGGAGGCACUCGACGAUGGCUUGACUCUGCAGACAUCCCACAUGAGACGAGGAGCCGCCACGUUUCUUUGACCGCCAGCAACACCCCUCGGCCGACCCUCUUCAACCCCUCGAUCAGGGAAGAGACCGAAGAAUAUCAAGACGCCGACGCCCUGGAGCCCCUCUCCUCCUCCUGUCACAGAGAAACACAAGAUCUCUCUUACAAAAUGCUUCGUAUGCUCCACUUUCUUGCGGUGCACUUCGCACAACAUCCAGCAGAUCCCCCUUCCUGA
This is a messenger RNA of Hymenoscyphus albidus, 423 nucleotides long. Lineage: Eukaryota; Fungi; Ascomycota; Leotiomycetes; Helotiales; Helotiaceae. The record is from the annotation of a GenBank genome assembly.